Molecule: messenger RNA, 762 nt
Organism: Daldinia childiae
Lineage: Eukaryota; Fungi; Ascomycota; Sordariomycetes; Xylariales; Hypoxylaceae
Exons: 1
Coding region: 1-762 (253 amino acids)
Biological process (GO): resolution of meiotic recombination intermediates; double-strand break repair via homologous recombination
Cellular component (GO): RecQ family helicase-topoisomerase III complex; nuclear body
Source: RefSeq, a predicted model, not a curated record
AUGAGUUUAGACCUACCAAUACAAAUCCGCGCCAGCUUACAGAGCCAAGGACUACCAACUCCAUCUUUGACUUGGAUCCAGAGCGCUAUGCCAAACCGGAACCCGCUACCUCCCUUGCCCGCCUUGAUAGCUACCGUGAAAACACGUCUGCUAGCAGCCGACCUGACGAGUCCAGGCCUCUGGGAGUCGCCAUCACCAGCGUUUCCAUCCAAUUUGGGUAACCCGGAAGUCAAAGAGAUUAAACUCUCCCGAGAUGUCCCCGUGCAAGUCUUAGAUAUCGACAACCUGUCCAAGAGCAAGUGGGAUCAAGUAGAGGAGCUCGAGGCCAUCGCGCGUGGUGAGCAAACGCGAGGCCGAGAAAUCAUUCGUCUACCCACCGGCAACGAGGAGGACGAAGAGGAUGGCGUAGCCAGCCAGAAUGCGUCGACGGCCACGGGUAGGAACGCGGCCGUCAACGCUAACGUGGCAAACGCCGCGGCCGCCGCGAGGAACGCGACGCACAGGCUCGUGAUGCAGGACUGCAAGGGCCAGAAGGUGCACGGACUGGAACUAAAGCGCAUCGAUCGCAUCGGUAUUAGCUCGCUUAAUAUCGGCGAGAAGAUGAUUCUAAAACGAGGCACGACCAUCGCGCGUGGUAUCGUCCUUCUGGAACCGGCGACUUGCGUCGUAUUAGGUGGGAAGGUCGAGGCGUGGCAUAGAACCUGGGUAGACGGGCGGUUGACUAGGCUAAAGGAGGCGGUUGGUGCUGAUGUUCGCAGUUAA